GUCUUUCUUUGCGCCUCAUCUCGUGUCACAGGCGCCAAUGAGGAAUAAUUAGUUGGUUGUACCGUGAUUGAUUGCUGCUGUUGCUGUUGCUGUUGCUUGCCAGUUGAUGGGCUUCUGCUGCCGCUUUUCCCCCUCUCUUCUUUGCUUCUCACUCUUCUCUUUCAUACACCAACUACCAAACCAACCAACUGACUGAGCAUCUUCUUCCUCUUCAUUCAUCCUCCUGUCUUUUGUCUCUCCUCUAUCUCUCUCCCCUUUCCAUCUCCAUGCCCCUCUUUCGCCGCAAAGCCAAAUUGCCUGCCGCUGUCGCGUCUGCAUUCCGAUCGGUUGAGCAUCUUCCCCCUCGCGUCGAGCACCAGCACCAGCACCAGCACCAGCAGCACCCCGACGAUCGGCCCCGUCGCUUGUCCUCGUCUUCCUCUGCCUCUGCUUCCUCCUCCACCGCCCGCGAUCCUUCUUUGCCUCAGCCUCAGCCUCACCAUUCCCACGCCUACUCACACCCUCAUUUUCAGUCUCACCCCCACUCGUCUUCUCCUCUAACAAACUCAUCUUCCCCGAAACCCCCUCCCUAUUCUGCUGCUGCCGCUGCUGCUGCUGCUGCUCCUCUCCGACGCAGCAAGAGUCACCGCAGUCCCCGCGAGAACACUCAUCCGUCGUGGCCCCUUCCCGACCAGUCUAACGAGCAGGAAGUCCAGGAACCACGCAAGUCUCGCCGCAGCCUUUUCUCCUUGCAUUCCUCUGCCACCACAAGCGAUUCUGUGCAGCGGAAUCGGUCGGUCAAGAAGUUCUCCGCCGCCGGUCGCCGGAAUAAGCAUCAGCGACCGUUGUCUAUUGAUACCAGCUCCGACUGCCGUCCCGCUACAGCCUGGACUCCUGAGCAUGAUUUAGACGGCGCCUAUUCCCCUCCAUCGUCGCAAGAACAUAUACACCCGCACGCCCAGUCGCAGCCGCAACUGCAAUCGUGGCCGCAGCCACAAUCGCAGUUAGGACAACUUCCGUCGCAACCACGGUUGGAGCAGCCCCCGCAGCCGCUGUCACAAGAUCUAUCGUCACGACCCCCAUCCCAGGAACACCUACCGCCUCAGCUACGGUCGGGAGUUCACGUAACUCGCUGGGAUUCACAACCACCACAGCGCCAGCCGCAGCCGCAGGCCCAAACACAGCCUCGUCCACAUCCUUCGUUACGUGCAGGCCCUCCUCCCGCCUCGUUCCACAUGCCGCAGAACACCGUGCCGACACUGGAAACCCGACCGCCCCGCUCCCCGCACUCUACCAUCCAAAGAUCCAAUACCGAUUCGGGCCUGCUCGACCACCUCGCCCGAUCGUCUCCUAUUGAUCCACCCCGUAUACACCACGGUGAGUUGGUGCCGACGCAAACUCAGCUAGAUCCAACGGUGGGAGCUCGCCCGCCGUCCAGACAGUCUGUCGGACCCCCGUCUCCGUUGCGUCAACAAUUGGCCCCCGCACAGCCCGAUUCCCCCGGCGGUAUGACGGAUCGUCCUUCAGGUGUGCUGCAGGUCAGCAGCAACAGCAACCAACCCGCCUCUGGCGCCAGCCACACCUUGCACGCAUCGAACAACCAGUCAGAUACUGGAUAUCGGACUAACGCCGCCCAACCCAGUGCCGACGCAGGACGCAGCACCCCAAGUGUGCGGGAGACCCGCGACGCGCGCCGAGAAGCUCGCGAUGAGUCAAGCGACAUCGACGUGCGGGCUUUGGUGCAGAAACAUGACGAACUGCAGGCCAAAUACUCCAAAGUCAAACGGUACUACUUCGAAAAGGAAGCCCAAGUGCAGCACCUCCAGAACACGGUGGCGCACCAACGGAUGGCGGUCUCGCGCACUGUGCUGGACGACAACGAGUACGCCAGCCGCUUCUCCCGCCUAGACGGGGCGAUCAAGGACCUCGCGUUCUCCAUCCGCAAGGACUGGGCGCGCCUGCCCCCGUGGCUGACCGGCUUCGUCAGCGACGACGCGCACACCACCGGUACGAAAGAGAUGACGGCCAUUGGCCGCGCCGUGAUGAGCCGGUGGCUCGUCGAGGAGGUCUUUGAGCGCUACUUCCACCCGGGCCUCGAGCCGGCCCUCUCGCGGGCCCUCAAGGACAUCGAGAUGAACCUCCGCCGCCAGCAGGUCCAGGUGACCGCGACGACGGACGAGGAUCGCGAGAACGCCGUCGCGCGCAUCAGCAACUGGCGUCGCACCACCCUCGACGGCCUCCCCGAGCUACAGGCCGGCGGCACCCAGGCCGCCGACUUCCGGGCGCAGCUUAUCGACCGCCUCGUCGGGAGUUUAGUCGCGACCCUCACGGCGUACAUGCGCAUCGAGACGGCUCCGGGCGGCGCGACAUCUGCCGUGCCCCCGCCCCCGCCCCCGGGCUUGGAGACCGGCGCCCGCAUGAUCGUCGAGAACGCGAUCGGCAUCGCCGAGAAGAUCCCCUUGGAGUCCCGGGACAUCGUCGUCGAAUAUAUCCUCCCUGGCGCUGUCCUCAACGAAAGCACCAUGCGGGUGGAAUCGGGCAUUCCACCUCUACCACAGCAGCAGCAGCGAUCAACAGGCACCUCGUUGGAAAUCGAUCGUGCCGCAGCGGCAGCGGCGGCAGCGGUAGCAGCAGCCGCAGCAGCAUCGGAGGGAACAGCGACCAUCCCUGAUGAUAUCGACACGGACAACGCUGGCGUCCUAGGCGCAGCAGGGAUCGCUCCAGCUAAUACUAAUACUGGUGCUGGUGUACUAGCUCCCCCAACCGGCCCGACCGACCCAUCUGCUCCCAGAGGCGGCAGUGGUAGUGGUAGUGGCGCAGGCGGCGAGCGAGAAUCCCGCAAACGGUCGAUGUUCAGCUCGCUGAUGGGACGACGGACGGGUCCUGCUGCUGCCACCGCUGGUGCUGGUAAUGCUGGAGCCGGAGCGGGUACAGCGGGCCCAGCCGCCGGAACAGCAGCUCCGGGUGUUGCGCUCCCGACGGGUCCUGGUUCCGUCUCCAACGUGACCAUCCCUGGCACGAUUGCUUCUGCUUCUGCUCCUUCCGCCGGCAGCGCAGCGACCGAGGACCGCGAGCGACUGGCGCGGAUCCGGUUCUCCUCGUUCGUGCUGGCGGAGGUGCGUGGGCGGGGGCCGCAGAAUGUGCUGGUCAAGGCGCCUGUAUAUAUUGAAUGAAGGAGAACCUGCGGGUCUCCUGCCUCGACUACACCUACACCGCCCCCAAACGCAUGUCAGCGGAAGGGGGGUUGCGGGGCUGGAGAGUGUCAGUCGGUUAGAGUAAGACGUCUACGGUAUGUUAUCGUGUAGAAUGUACAGGUGUGAAUGUGAAUGUGAAUGUCAAUGUCAAUGUCAACGUCAUAUCAAUGAGCCUUAGCUGAACGCCAAUGAAC
This is a messenger RNA of Aspergillus aculeatinus CBS 121060, 3367 nucleotides long. RefSeq lists its product as uncharacterized. Lineage: Eukaryota; Fungi; Ascomycota; Eurotiomycetes; Eurotiales; Aspergillaceae. The transcript has 3 exons. The record is from RefSeq and is a predicted model, not a curated record. The coding region runs from base 267 to 3152 and encodes 961 amino acids.